AUGGAACAUGGACAAAAUUAUGCCGAAUAUGAAGAAACUGGUACAUCAUUUACUACGAGAGGGAAUGGAAGAGCCGUAUCCAAUUCAGAGCAUUGUCCUGUCAAGCGUGUGAAUGUACCGACAAGUACGGGACGUAUUAUGGAUCGUAAGGACGCGCUGUUCCAACGCUCUAAGGGUCAAUGGAACAUUCGUCGUCACAAAGUACCUCAUUAUUGGAAACUUUAUAUGCAGGACCCAUUCCAUACUGUUGUAAAUCUACGGCUUAGUAAAGUACUUGGAUCGCUUGUUUUUGCAUAUAUCUUCGUGAUCGUCGUGUUUGGUGCUCUGUACAUGACACCACCGGAUCAGUGUAAAAUGGCUAUAUUCUCGUUUUUCGAUGGUUUCUCCUUCUCUGUGUCGGUACUUUUCACGAUUGGUUUUGGUACCAAUGGUGGCGAUGUUUUCUUUGGCGACUGUGUCUGGGUACAGACGAUUAUCACGCUCGAGUCUUUUUGCGGCAUUUUACUAGAUGCACUGGCCAUUGGAAUUAUUUUCCAGCGCUUUUCGCGUGCUCAGGCGCGUGCAAACACCAUUGUAAUGAGCACCCAUGCCUGUGCGCGUCGAAUUCGUGGUGACCUCUACUUCAUGUUUCAAGUGUGUGAGAUGCGCAAACAUCAGCUCGUGGAAGCACAUGUGCGUAUGUAUGCAAUCCGACACGACGUGGAGUUUGGCGAGCGGUACUACUUUCAGUCGUACCCGAUGCGCAUCCAGCAUCCAGAUGACGAUCUUGGUGGCAUGCUGCUGCUAGCGCUUCCUUCGGUAGUCGUGCACCGGAUGGAUGCAUGGAGUCCGUUGCUGCGGCCAACGAGUGCUGAUGCCUGCGCUCUCCACCACAAUCCCGCUAGAGGCUAUCUGUUUCCAGAGCCUCUAUGCCGCGCGGCCGAUGCCCAAAGUGGAGACCGCGACGGCACUGUGCAAGUCAAACCAACCACAACUUUGACCCAUAACGCAUGUCGUUGCACGGCUAGCAAUGGUGUUGCGGAUGAUGCACAGAGUGCAACGCAGGCGCUGACAAUCGAAGAGAUCAAGCAGUAUUGGGCCGAGUCUCAGCUUGAGGUGGUGGUGCUUGUUGAAGGCAUUGAUGCCGUCACGUCGGCAACGAUCCAGGUACGGCAUUCAUACAAGGCGGAGGACAUUAGAUUUAACCACCGCCAUGUGAAUUGCGUGGAUGUGGAUCCGGAUACUGGUGGUGCUGUGAUUGACUUUCGUCGCUUUCACGAGACGAAGGCAGUGGAUCCUGAAUGCGAUAAGGUUGCUGGCAGCUUUUACUAA
Molecule: messenger RNA, 1311 nt
Organism: Peronospora belbahrii
Lineage: Eukaryota; Oomycota; Peronosporomycetes; Peronosporales; Peronosporaceae
Source: the annotation of a GenBank genome assembly